ACAUCGUAUGGAGUUGUCGUUUUCCGGAUUGUAACGAAGCCUCGGUAAAUUGCAGCAGCGAACAAAUUGGAUUUGAACCUGCUCCCGUGACCGUCCUUCAGUGGAUACGGUGCUUCACUGGAUUUUUGCAGUUUUUUCUGUGUAUGUGUUGAAGUGGAAUCUGCUUCUCGUGUACGAUUUGUAACCUCAGUUCCAAUCUGUUACCAUGUGUACAGUGUAACCACAAGUGUGAACGACGAAAAAGUUCUUCAUGGAAAGCAAACAAUGAAUAUUUGAUAGUGAAUUUGCAGUGAUUCGUGGAAUUAAUCGCUUUUCGAAGAUGCACCCACACACGUACACGUAUAGGGAAAUGCUCUACAGCCACAUUGAAUGGUGAAGUUCGUUAUUUUUGCAUCAGACGUGGUGCCUGACGGACGGCUGCGAAUGUAUACGUGCACCACGGCCACGGCAGACGAGUGAGAAUCGAUCAAAGUGCGCCGACAUUCGUCGACCAGUAGUCAGAGUUUCGAUCAUCGCGGCCUGUUGGUAGUGGUGCCGUCACCAUCGGUGCUGGGCUGCGGUGUAUGUAUUGGAGCGCAGAACGUUUCAUUGAUUGACAUCAUCCAACUAUUGCUGGUAUUGUUGUUGGUUCAAUUGAUUGGAUAUACGGAAUCGAACCUGCGGCGGUAGUUUCAUUCGAUUUGCAUAAUAGUCCUUUGAAUGUGUAGUGAAAUCCAUUGUUUUGUUGUGGUUGCUAGUGGCACUGUCGAUUGAUGUAUUUAUCCGCGGUGACGUUUUGGCAGGAAAAGCGAUGGAAACAGGAGUGCGUUAGUUAAAUAUUUGUUGACGAAUCGACGACUGCUGCGGACGACGCUGUGUGGGAGCGAAAAGUUUUUGUUUGUUGAUUGAUAUUGUAAGAACAUCGUAAAGCAAACCAACUAUCCUCUUUUUAUGAGUAUUGUUAAUUCAUUGGGGAAAAGAGAAUAUCGCACUGUCGACGAGGUGUUUCUUCAAAAUUCUGCAAAAACAAGUCAUUGCAAGGAAAGAACCAGCCCCUGUUGAAGGGGUACACACUGCAAACCGGUUCACCAUGGGGAAACUAUUGUCCAAAAUCUUCGGCAAUAAGGAGAUGAGAAUAUUGAUGCUCGGGCUGGAUGCCGCAGGGAAAACUACUAUUCUAUAUAAGUUAAAAUUAGGUCAAUCGGUAACGACAAUUCCAACAGUCGGCUUCAACGUGGAAACCGUAACGUAUAAGAAUGUCAAAUUCAACGUAUGGGACGUUGGCGGACAGGACAAAAUUAGACCAUUGUGGAGGCACUACUACACAGGUACACAAGGACUCAUAUUUGUAGUGGAUUGUGCAGACCGUGACCGGAUAGACGAAGCGCGGCAAGAACUGCAUAGGAUAAUAAACGACCGGGAGAUGCGGGACGCCAUCAUACUGAUAUUUGCCAAUAAGCAAGAUCUACCAGAAGCAAUGAAACCGCACGAGAUCCAAGAAAAGCUCGGCCUGACGCGGAUACGCGACCGCAACUGGUACGUGCAACCGUCCUGUGCGACAACCGGCGACGGCCUGUACGAGGGUCUAACGUGGCUCACAUCCAACCACAAAUUAUGAGAGUAGAUGCCGGAACAACCACCAACCAAUCCGUGAGAACAAAAGUCAGAUUGCGAAUUCUGUGUGUGCGUGUCAGUCAGCGGUCGUCACAAGGAAUGCUGUAGCGGCUAGCGUGGGGCGUGAUCGAGUGCACGUGUUAUGUUGCCAAUCCUAUCCCUGUUUUCCUAAGAGAAACAUCCUUACUCCUCCUCUCCUUUCGAUCUUCAACUAUACUACUGCUGCUAAUAUGGGUAAUCUACUGUUUCGAUUUAUCGUUUUACCAAGCUACACAAUAAAAGAAAAGUACAUUUCUACUACUCUCUCGAAGAGCUAGAGAGCAUAGAAAUGUGAUGUUAAUGUGAUCAAGCCAACUAACAAAAGUCGUUAGUAUGUAUGGUUGAACUGUGACGGUUCUGAAGUAUCUGAAAAUCUGAAAAAAGUUCUCAACAUCAAGGAAUAAUGCAAGAGUGUGCCGAAGUGUUUUGAUAGUACGAAUAUUAGUAGAUAUGUGCACUCCACCAAUCGAAUUAACACCAACUCGAUCGAAGAACGUCAGGAGUGACAGCGUGAAUUCCUCGUGCGUAUUCCAAUAUUCCUAUCCGAUGUAACAUCAUUAUCUAGCUUAUCGUUAAAAAUAAAGAUGCAGCGCGAGUAGAACACAUCGAUCAAACUAAAAUUAACAGCAAUGAGCAUGUAAACAUCAAAGGUAAUCCUGAAAAAUCAUGGCGAGUAACUCCAGGUGCACCGAAAUGAGAAAGUGAUAUUCUCAAUUUUGGACUGAUUUUCGACGUAAACAUCAUACCUACGGUGGCAGUGCUUGUUCAUAAUACUAAGGCAAAGUAUGUACGUCUAAAAUAUAAAUUGAAACACACUCGGAAGACGAAUUGAGGAGAAAUUUUUAUUUGUACAUAAAAAUGGAAUACUAUCAUAACUGAUUACAAAAUCUAAAACAAAAAAAGCUUGGGAAAUCAUUUAUUAAAUAGUGAAUUAAUCGAUUCAUAAUUCAGAAAAUCCUAGAAAACUUACAAAAACGAAAAACAUUCAAGGACACUUUGUAAAUAUUAUAUAAUGGUAAAAUAUACAAAUUGAAACAAUAUACUGAUUAGUAAAGCUACAAAACGGCAAACAAAUAGAAAAAAAAAUAUCAAUGAAAAGUUGUUCAUUAGAUGAAAAAGCAAGCAUUCACAGAUAAAUACGACCUGUAAAAAACACACAGUAAUAACAGUAACAAUAGACAGAAAGCCUCACACCCACUUCCCCAAAGCAUUCAAAUGCAAUUGCGAAAAAAGAGAACUUGAAUAUAGUAAACGGGAAGAUCGCGAAAUUAACUAUUAACAAGCAAAUAUGUUGUAAAAUUCAAGCAAAAUGAAAGUGCGAGCCAAAACAGAAGCGUGUGAAUGUGUUUAGUGUGUUUGUACAUGCACGACUGAAUUAUUUGCGAGUGGGAUUGGAUCCGAGUUUGCGUUAGGAUACCCGUUAUUUUUAAUAGCAUUGAUAGAAAACAGUAACUAUCUUUUACCGCCUUAUUUAUGUUUAUAUCGAUUGCCUCAUUUUUUUAAAAACUAAGAUUUUGUUUUUUUCCUGUUUGGAUCGUCCGCACGCUUGUCAUCAUGCAGAUUUGUUUUUAUUGGCUAUUUUAUGUGCGUGCAAGAGUAAGUCAAAUUAAUUUCCUUGUCGCCGUCGUGUACUAGUUGUUUAUAUUAUUUCUAACCGCGUAAGAGAAUGAUAGACCGACCGGGAGGGGGAAAAAGUAACAAACUGUAUUUGAAAAAAGACGCGUCCGAACUAGUUGAAGAAACUAACCAUAAGAAGGGUGAUACAAAUGGAUGCAAAUAAAAAUGCGUUAUGUACUACUCGGAAGUUGCAGAGAAAAAGCAAACGGGAUGCAAAAACGUGAAAACACAGUAAAGAAUAUAUUAUUAGAAAUGUAUUUUAGCAUUUAUAGCGAGCAGAGAAAACAAGUGAAAACCGAUUAAAUAAAACCUGAAAUCUACAUCUCAA
Messenger RNA from Topomyia yanbarensis, 3577 nucleotides. RefSeq names its product ADP-ribosylation factor 6. Gene Ontology annotation, biological process: intracellular protein transport; vesicle-mediated transport. The transcript has 6 exons. The record is from RefSeq and is a predicted model, not a curated record. Gene Ontology annotation, molecular function: GTPase activity; GTP binding. Gene Ontology annotation, cellular component: cytoplasm. Lineage: Eukaryota; Metazoa; Arthropoda; Insecta; Diptera; Culicidae. The coding region runs from base 1070 to 1597 and encodes 175 amino acids.